AUGACCUGUGCCUGCCCCACCCACUACCAGCUGGCCAAGGACGGGGUCUCCUGCAAGAACUACAUCAUCUGCAGCCAGAGGCACAGCUUUGGCCGACUGCUGCCGAACACGACAGACUGCUCGAAUGUGCCGCUGCCAGUCAUCAAGCGUUCUCUGACAAAUGGCACAAAGGUGAGCCUCUUGGCCAACUCCGGACAGCCGUUCGACAUUGCAAUCGACAUCAUUGGGCGGCUGCUCUUCUGGACCUGCUCCUACUCCAACAGCAUUAACGUGACAAGCUUCCUGGGUGAAUCCGUAGGCGUCAACGAUACCGGAGAUUCGGAGAAGCCUCGCAACAUUGCCGUGCAUGCCAUGAAGCGUUUGCUCUUCUGGACAGAUGUCAGCAGCCAUCAGGCCAUCAUUCGGGCCCGAUUCGAAGGCAAUGAGCGUGUGGAGCUGGCCUACAAGCUGGAAGGAGUCACGGCGCUGUCCCUGGACCAACAGUCCGACUACAACAGUCUACUAUGCCCAUGGCAAGUGAAUCAAUGUGAUAGACCUUAAAGGAAAGAACAAGUAAGCAACCUAGGAGGCCUAGGGUUUUUGGGGUCCGCCGAAAAUUAGGCACCGUCUAACGAGAGGCAAGACAAAUUCUCUUUAACAGUCGGCCAAGAGGGCCUGGGAUCAGAGAGUGGGUCAGAGCCAGGUCAGACUUCCUCGUCGAAAGGAGAGCGAGUUCGAAGUCGAAGUCGGACAAGAUGAAAGGCUAUAAAUAGAUGGCAUGGGACGCCAUUGCGGGAUUCCAAGCCUGGUCGACAGCAUUGGAUUUUGUUCACCAAGUGUCCUCUAUAGUGGCAGCCGUAUUUGAAUAUUCAAAAAAAAAAAAAAAGGAGAAAAAACCAUCUAAAU
Drosophila pseudoobscura is the source of this 885-nucleotide messenger RNA. RefSeq names its product low-density lipoprotein receptor-related protein 5-like. Gene Ontology annotation, molecular function: Wnt receptor activity; Wnt-protein binding. The record is from RefSeq and is a predicted model, not a curated record. NCBI's taxonomy places the organism in Eukaryota, Metazoa, Arthropoda, Insecta, Diptera, Drosophilidae. Gene Ontology annotation, biological process: canonical Wnt signaling pathway. Bases 1 to 540 code for a protein of 179 amino acids. The transcript is spliced from 3 exons.